CGCAACACUCACGCGACACGGUCAUCAUUCUUCGACACUCCGACUUCUGCGAGAGUCAGGACCAUAUUAUGUCCCUUGCUAACCCUCUGGAGGACGCCGAUGCCGAGCUUCGCGCCAUGGCGCGCUACUAUCUCGGCCCCGACCCUACACCGUCUGUCCCUGAGGACACCGAAAAAACCGCGUCCCAUCGACUCACCAUCGCCACUUCAACCGCCCCAAAAGGCGAACAACUCAAGAAGCUUAAGCGCAAUGAGCGCGACCGCCAGCGCAGCUUUGCCAAGCGGGAAUCUAUGAAGCAAAUGCGGCAACAAGUGAAGGAGCUGGAGCAGCACAAGCAGCGUCUCGUGGAGCGCACAGGCAGCAACACCGUCUCGCCACAGAGCGACGAGUGCCGCUCGCCAACGCCCCCAAACGCGUCGAGUUCCUUGUACCCGUCGCCAUCGACGCCCAUUAAACGCGAAAACUUUGUACGUCUCGCCAAUGAGAUCGAGGAAUUCCGGCGCCAGAACGCCGUCAUGACGCAGCAACUGCGCGAACGGGACGUGACCACGGGCUACAUGCAAAAUUUGCUGCUUGAAUUCAGUCCGGACGAGACGGACAGUGACAAUAACAGCGAGAGUGACUCGGUCAGUGGCAACAACAAGAGUAAGAAGAGCAAAGAGCCUCUAGGCUCUGGACCUCGGCCGUUUAACGGCAACAGCAGCGUGCGCUUCACGCCGCUCACUCGCGAGGAAGGGCUCUCGUGUGUGCGCCAGACGCUCCAGCUCAUUAACAACGCCCGCGUCCUCUACGCUAGCGACGCGCAGUACCAUAACCGCACCAAGUUCCUCGGUUGGUCGCAAUACACGCUGCGCCAGGGCUCCACCAUCACGUUCUCAGUGAAAAAAUCACUGAAGAACGUGACGCCGGCGCAGCUCAUGGCCACGACGUGGCACUUGCUCACUGACGGGAAGAGGACUCAGAAACUGAUUCCGUCGACUGUCAACACGCACAUCCGGCCCUUACAGAAGCUAUCGGACGAUCUCCUUGUCAUUGAUCGCCGCAGCGAGGACAACGCCCGCUCCGGCGUCAUGGGCAACAAGCUCGCACUGCGUACAGUGUACGUUCUGUUCCGUGUAGCGGAGGCGGACGGUACUCAGACGCUGGCCAUGAAGACCAUCAACUUGCCGCUGGUCAAGAAGCUGCUGCGGGCCGACGAGCAGUGGUGCGAGAUCUUCUACUGGAUCCGCAUCUCGCCCGACGGCUCAGUGCGAACCAGCACGGGUGAAUAUGCUACUGUGACGGAGUUCGGCGGCUCCAACACGUACACGCGCGACGAGAUCGCCAAGGCGUGGCUCGGCGAGCUCGUGUUCCUCGCCAUCCGCUGGGAGUCGCUGGCUGUGGCGCCCACCCUUCUCAAGUUUUAAGCAAAUGUGUUGAAGUGAAAAGUGAAGUGAUAAGCAACAAGCAAAUGCACAGUGUGUUUUAUUCAAGACCGGCGUUA
Messenger RNA from Phytophthora nicotianae INRA-310, 1483 nucleotides. RefSeq lists its product as hypothetical. Lineage: Eukaryota; Oomycota; Peronosporomycetes; Peronosporales; Peronosporaceae. Bases 69 to 1406 code for a protein of 445 amino acids. The record is from RefSeq and is a predicted model, not a curated record. The transcript has 2 exons.